AUGAUGUGGGACGAGUGGGAAGAUAAGGGAAACAAUUUGGAACAGCAGCAACAGACCGAGGAAGAAUCAGAAUCCGGUGAAGAAUCGGAAGGGCAAGAAAAGGGGCAGCAGGACGAGGAAGAAGAUUCUUUCCUCAAGUUCGAUUUUUUAUCUGUUCUGCCUCAGCCUACUGAUUAUUACAGGAUAUUGGAAGUUGAUUAUGAUGCCACGGAAGAUGUUAUUCGAUCGAACUAUAUUCGUUUAGCUUUGAAAUGGCAUCCAGAUAAGCAAAAAGAUCAGGAUUAUGCUACUUCGAGAUUUCAGGAGAUAAAUGAGGCUUAUCAAGGUGUCUUGGUUAAAGAGAUAAAUAAGAAAUGGUCCUUGGUGAAGUGCAGUGAAUAUCUUUGUAUGCGUCCUUUGUCUUUUGAAGUGUUAUAUGCUGACAUUUUUAGUGUUAAAACACACCAGAAGAAGAAGGAAAGGACUGUUAGUUCUGUGAAUGAUAUGUAG
Molecule: messenger RNA, 489 nt
Organism: Oldenlandia corymbosa var. corymbosa
Lineage: Eukaryota; Viridiplantae; Streptophyta; Magnoliopsida; Gentianales; Rubiaceae
Source: the annotation of a GenBank genome assembly